AAAUAAAACCAAACAAAAGAAAGUCUUUACCUUUUCCAUUCCGUUUGUUCUGUUUUCUGGGAAAAUAUUAUAAAACGCUAGAAUUGUUGGGUUUUUUCAUUUCUGCACAUACUUUGAUGUUUUGGAUCAUUCGUCAGACACCCAUUUGGCUAUUGAUUCGAAUUUCACUUGGGAAGCGGGGCUUUUGUUGAAAUUUGAGGAUUUUGAUUCUGCUCUGUGGUAGUUAGUGUUCGCUUUUGGUGGGGUUGUGGAGAUUUUAGAUAUCAAUUAGGGGAUUUGUCAGGUCAAAGGAUUUGCCUUUGAAGAUCUCAGACCAUUUUGGACUUUCGAAGAUUAUUUUGCGUUAUCUGAAGGAUUGAUUGAGCAAUAGACAGAAUUACUUAGGAGUUGUUUGGUUAGGGAUUUGUAUCCCGAUUUGAAUCAUAGUUUAUAGUUCGCUGCAGUUUUCUCUCACAAAAAAUAGAGGUAAAUGAAAAAUAGUUUUAAUAUUAUGAUUCUAAUCCAUGAACCAAACGUUUCCUUAGUUCUUUAAGUUGAGGUCGUUUAAAGAAGAACCCUUUUGUGAUCUUUGUAUUCUCAUUCCUGAUCAAAUUUGGCAGCCAUUCCUACAUUGAGCUUUUUUUUUUAUUAGUGAAGACAUAAUGGAUAUUAGUAACGAGGCCAAUGUUGAUCUAUUUCCCAUUGGACCUUCAACCUUAGUUGGCCGGACAAUUGCUUUUAGAGUUCUGUUUUGUAAGUCCAUGUCACAUUUGAGGCACCAAGUAUUCCACGCCUUGUUGCACCUCAUCUAUAGAUUUAGGGAGCUUUUGGCACCCAUGUUGUCAUGGUUGCAUCCCCGAAACCCGCAAGGGAUAUUGGCGAUGGUGACGAUCAUCGCCUUUUUGCUUAAACGAUACACGAAUGUGAAGACGAGGGCAGAAAUGGCUUACCGGAGGAAAUUCUGGAGGAACAUGAUGAGGACCGCGUUGACGUAUGAGGAAUGGGCUCAUGCCGCCAAGAUGCUCGAUAAAGAGACCCCGAAGAUGAGUGAAUCGGACCUUUAUGAUGAAGAACUGGUUAGGAACAAGCUAGAUGAGCUUCGCCAUCGUCGCCAAGAGGGAUCUUUGAGAGAUAUUAUCUUUUGUAUGCGUGCUGAUCUUGUUAGGAAUUUAGGUAACAUGUGCAACCCUGAGCUGCACAAGGGUAGGCUUCAUGUUCCCAGGCUCAUAAAGGAAUACAUUGACGAGGUUUCUAUCCAGUUGAGAAUGGUUUGCGACUCAGAUUCGGAAGAACUUUCACCGGAAGAGAAGCUCGCUUUCGUGCAUGAAACAAGGCAUGCUUUUGGAAGAACUGCCUUGCUCUUGAGUGGGGGUGCUUCUCUUGGUGCUUUUCAUGUCGGUGUGGUUAAAACACUAGUGGAACACAAGCUUAUCCCUCGGAUUAUUGCUGGUUCUAGUGUGGGAUCAAUCAUGUGUUCUGUUGUUGCCACUAGGUCUUGGCCUGAGCUGCAAAGUUUCUUCGAGGAUUCUUGGCAGUCGUUGCAGUUUUUCGAUCAGAUGGGUGGGAUUUUCACGGUCGUUAAGAGGGUCAUGACGCACGGUGCUGUCCACGAGAUCAGGCAUUUGCAAAUGAUGUUGAGGCAUCUCACAAGUAAUCUUACAUUUCAAGAAGCAUAUGAUAUGACAGGCCGAGUUCUUGGUAUAACAGUUUGCUCCCCUAGGAAGCAUGAACCUCCUCGAUGUCUUAACUACUUGACUUCGCCUCACGUUGUUAUAUGGAGUGCAGUUACUGCUUCUUGUGCCUUUCCUGGCCUUUUUGAGGCUCAGGAACUCAUGGCAAAGGACAGAAGCGGAGAGAUUGUUCCUUAUCAACCUCCGUUUAAUUUGGGUCCAGAGGCAGGGUCUACCCCUGUGCGCCGGUGGAGGGAUGGUAGCUUAGAGAUAGACUUACCUAUGAUGCAAUUGAAGGAGCUGUUUAAUGUCAAUCACUUCAUCGUGAGUCAGGCAAAUCCUCAUAUUGCACCAUUGUUGAGGCUAAAGGAAUUUUGGAGAGAACUUGGAGGCAACUUUGCUGCCAAGCUCGCACAUCUUGCCGAGAUGGAGGUGAAACAUAGAUUCAAUCAGAUACUAGAACUUGGUUUUCCAUUGGGUGGACUUGCCAGGCUAUUUGCUCAAGAAUGGGAGGGCGAUGUCACUGUUGUUAUGCCGGCCACACUUGCUCAGUACUCAAAGAUUAUACAAAACCCAUCUUAUCUGGAACUGCAAAAAGCGGCCAACCAAGGGAGAAGGUGUACUUGGGAGAAGCUCUCUGCCAUUAAAGCAAACUGUGGUACUGAGCUUGCUCUUGACGAGUGUGUUGCGAUCCUCAACCACAUGCGGAGACUCAAAAGGAGUGCUGAGAGAGCUGCCGCUUCUUCUCACGGCCUAAGCAGCACAGUCAGAUUCAACGCUUCUCGAAGGAUUCCUUCUUGGAACUGCAUUGCUCGAGAGAAUUCAACUGGCUCUCUCGACGAUGACCUCCUUGCAGAUGCCGCUUCCUCGUUCCAUCAAGGAGCCACUGGAUCCGCCACAAGUGGACCUUCAAGUAAAAAUUCGCGAACCCACCGGAGCGUACAUGAUGGAAGUGAUAGUGAAUCUGAGAACAUUGAUCUAAAUUCUUGGACGAGAUCUGGUGGGCCAUUGAUGAGGACUACAUCGGCAAAUACGUUCAUCGACUUUGUCCAAAAUUUGGACAUCGAUACGGAGCUGAACAGAGGUUUGCUUAUCAGUCCCAACUCAAUGGCACUUCAAAUGGCAAGCAACAACGAUUAUUUCCACAGCCCUAGGGGGACUCUUUCUGAUAGAAGUUCAGAAAGCACGGACUUUGAUCAGAGGGAUUUCCGAGGCCGAGUUCCCAUGAACGGAUCAAGCAUCAUGGUCUCUGAAGGUGAUCUAUUGCAGCCCGAAAGGACCGAAAAUGGGAUUCUGUUCAACGUUGUGAAGAAAGACGAAUUAGCAUUGUCGAAUAGGAGUGGUCAUGAUCUGGAAAAUUACAACAGUGAAGUUGCUGAAUGCGUGCAACUUGACUGCCCGGAGAAGGAGAGCUCAGCAUCUGAAUGUGGUGAUACUGAUAUUGCUCCGGAAAACGACACAGAUAAAACUGAUCAUCAUACUAAUCCCACGGACCAUUCUGGUGCAGAAGAUUGCAAGGAUCAAGAGCUUCGUGAGUAAUCAUAUUGGUGAUUAUUUUGUUUACAGAUUCUUUACCGAAAUAGUCUGUGGAGUUUGGUUCCGAGGAUGCACAGAAUCUAAUGAGCUUUCUGUCUAGGAAUAUUGGUUGUAAGUAUUUGAUUCAAGCAACCAAUAUUUUUAUGAUAUCCCUCUAAAUGUUUAAAGGGUAUAUACACAUUCUGAACCAAUAAUAAUCUAAACCCAUAAUUAGAUUUCUGGAGUACUUAAAGUUUAAAAGGGUAUGCACAUUCUGUAACCAACCUUUUGUUUUACGUGCUAAAUUGCAGCCGUGAUUCAUAAACCUCAAUAUAAAUGAAAUCCAUU
This is a messenger RNA of Morus notabilis, 3512 nucleotides long. RefSeq names its product triacylglycerol lipase SDP1. NCBI's taxonomy places the organism in Eukaryota, Viridiplantae, Streptophyta, Magnoliopsida, Rosales, Moraceae. Gene Ontology annotation, biological process: lipid metabolic process. Gene Ontology annotation, molecular function: triacylglycerol lipase activity. The coding region runs from base 642 to 3188 and encodes 848 amino acids. The record is from RefSeq and is a predicted model, not a curated record. The transcript is spliced from 4 exons.